GUAGGGAAUCGGAAAGCUGGCGAGCGAGCAACCCUAACCCUAAGGAGGAAGAACUCCCAUAUCCCGCAAGGCCGGCGACAAUGGCGGCGCUUCUUCGACAGGGGGCGAGCAGGAUCGGUGGCUCCGUGCUCCAGAGAACCCAGGCGGCGGUCAGGUCGCCGGCGGUUGCUGAGGAGCGACGCCUGCUCGUGCCAAGGCGCAUGCUCCAUACCGAUAAGCGUGGUCGUUUGGAGCGUGAAAAGGAUCUUGAGGAGCAAAUCAAGCGCCUAAAGCCGCAUCAGAUUUGCUGGGAGUUGAUGAAGAUAUUUCCUGCCAGAAAAAUCUUUAACCUUGUGGCAGGGACAACCGCCGUUAUUACGUUAGCCUCUCUCAAGUACAGUGACGAAGGGUAAGAAGGUCAAGGGGGCAGAGAAGCAGAGCAAGUGAAGAGGGCAGAGAAGAUGCCAGAGCAGUGAAUAAGACGUGGUUUUUUUUAUGUCUCGGAAUGUUAUCCAGCACUAUAUAUUAUCACUAUUCUUGGGAUGUUUAUGAUAUGCUAGUUAGAACUGAGUAUCGCUGAUGAAGCUGCUAUAUGUGUGCUAUCUUGUGUGACAUGGUAUGUUAUCACUUCUAAUUCACGAGUUGUGUGUGUUGGUUUCAACCCCAGAUGGAGAGUGAUUGCUGUUGCUUUGUAUCAUCCUAAAUG
This is a messenger RNA of Lolium perenne, 685 nucleotides long. RefSeq lists its product as uncharacterized. The record is from RefSeq and is a predicted model, not a curated record. NCBI's taxonomy places the organism in Eukaryota, Viridiplantae, Streptophyta, Magnoliopsida, Poales, Poaceae.